Messenger RNA from Trichosurus vulpecula (common brushtail), 948 nucleotides. RefSeq names its product vomeronasal type-2 receptor 26-like. Gene Ontology annotation, cellular component: membrane. Gene Ontology annotation, molecular function: G protein-coupled receptor activity. The transcript is spliced from 3 exons. Gene Ontology annotation, biological process: G protein-coupled receptor signaling pathway. The record is from RefSeq and is a predicted model, not a curated record. Lineage: Eukaryota; Metazoa; Chordata; Mammalia; Diprotodontia; Phalangeridae.
AUGGGUUUGCACGGACCUCCAGGCUUUACCUACCCAGAGGAUUACAGGAAGUCUUUCACUCAUGUCCCCUGAUCUGUGUGCAGUGACAGCUGUGGCCCUGGAUACAGGAAGACAACUAAGGAGGGAGAACAUGUCUGCUGCUUCAGCUGUUCCCAGUGCACAGAGGGGGAGAUUUCCAAUCAAAUUGCCAUGGUUCUCUGUGUGUUUGUGAAGUUUAGAGACACUCCCAUAGUCAAGGCCAACAACCGGACUCUCAGCUAUACUCUCCUCAUAUCCCUCACCUUCUGUUUCCUCUGCUCAUUGCUCUUCAUUGGCCGUCCCACUGCAGUCACCUGCCUCCUCAGACAAACAACUUUUGGAGUUGUCUUCACUGUGGCUGUGUCCUCUAUUUUGGCAAAAACCAUUAUGGUGGUUCUGGCCUUCAGGGCUGCAAGUCCAGGGAGUCAAAUCAGGAUGUGGGUACAAUCUAGGGUGUCCAACUCUGUUGUCCUUAUGUGCUCUAGCAUUCAAGUGAUUCUCUGUGGCAUCUGGCUGGGAACUUCUCCCCCCUUCCCAGACAUGGACCCACACUCUGAACCUCAUCACAUCAUCAUUCAAUGUAAUGAGGGCUCUCAUGUUGCCUUCUACUGUGUCCUGGGCUACAUGGGUUUCCUAGCCCUGGGGAGCUUUACUGUGGCUUUCCUGGCCAGAAAUCUACCAGACACCUUCAAUGAAGCCAAGUUCAUCACAUUCAGUAUGUUAGUGUUCUGCAGUGUGUGGGUCUCCUUCCUCCCCACAUAUCAGAGCACCAAGGGCAAGGCUAUGGUGAUUGUAGAAAUAUUUUCCAUCUUGGCCUCCAGUGCUGGAGUACUGAGCUGCAUUUUUAUUCCCAAGUGUUAUGUGAUCCUGAUGAGGCCAGAAAGGAACACCCAAGAAGGGAUAAAGAAAAAAGUUGGUUCCAAGCACUGA